Messenger RNA from Sparassis crispa, 639 nucleotides. RefSeq lists its product as hypothetical. NCBI's taxonomy places the organism in Eukaryota, Fungi, Basidiomycota, Agaricomycetes, Polyporales, Sparassidaceae. The record is from RefSeq and is a predicted model, not a curated record. The coding region runs from base 1 to 639 and encodes 212 amino acids. The transcript has 4 exons.
AUGUCAAGACACUUCUGUUUCUGCAUCCCCGUGAGGGCUGGCGUGUUCAUCUUCUCCUUCUUCUCUUUCCUCCUCACGGCGGCUGUAGCUGCGUUAGCGUGGUACGCCACGUACAAGGUGCACCAUAACCCUGGAACGAACGUGACCGAAGCUGGGAAGAUCAUCGUAAUCGUAGUCGGGAGUGUCUUCACAUUGAUGGCUCUCAUCUCGCUAUUUGGCUUUAUGGGCUCCGUCACACGAAAUCGCCGCUUCGUGAAAGCGUAUUCGGCGAUGUCGUGGAUUCUCUUCAUCCUAUCACUCGUCUCCGCGGGCUUCUUCCUCUACAUCGUAUACGCCGGCAAGGCGCUCGUCCACAACUGCGUCUCCAUCGACUCGCAGGGGAAUGUUAACACGAACGUCAACUGCGACUUCCACUUCUCCACCGCGGUGAAGAUCGCCGUCACGGUGAUCGUCUUCCUGGAGGUGCUCAUCCAUCUCUACAUCGUCGUGGUGAUCCGGCGCUAUGUGGAGCAGCUCGAUGACUCUGCCUGGAAGGGCCAGUACUCCCUGACCACCACCGACGUCCGGCAGGGGCUGCUUAACCCUGUCUCGGGCCCAUAUCCGUACUCGGAUGCGCACAAUGCAUACGGCCAUGCAUAA